Molecule: messenger RNA, 2047 nt
Organism: Aspergillus homomorphus CBS 101889
Lineage: Eukaryota; Fungi; Ascomycota; Eurotiomycetes; Eurotiales; Aspergillaceae
Product: beta-lactamase/transpeptidase-like protein
Exons: 1
Coding region: 182-1843 (553 amino acids)
Molecular function (GO): aminopeptidase activity
Source: RefSeq, a predicted model, not a curated record
CAAGAAAACUUAUCCAUGGUGUCCAGCAUCGGUGUCUAAAGGAGCUUUAGCGCGGGCAACAACCCAGGGCGGGGUCUGAUUGUGAUCAAAAGACCCUCUGGCUGACACUCCCUCCGCUGGGGUAAACUAAACAUUGUCAUGUCUCCGAUUUCCCCUCCCACAACACAACUCACGAACCAGCAUGUGCCUAACCCAGCAAGUUGUACAGAAUGUGCUCAACCAACUCCCUAGUAUCUACAGAGGCCCUGGUGGUGCAGUUGCAGUCCUGGAAGACGGAAAACUGCUCAGUCAACAUGUCUGGGGAUACGCUGACAUCGACCAGCGCAUUCCGAUGACCCCGGAAACGCCAAUGCCUAUCUGCUCCAUAACGAAACAAAUGGUCUGCAUGUGCCUCAGGACGCUGGAGCGGCAGCUGCUUCCUAAGCUCGGCAGUGAGGCUCAAGUGCAGUCGGACCUAGAAUCCCACUUUCGCGAAGUCUGGCCCGGUGAUAUUGGUUCCUCCUCGGACAGGCCCACCCUCCGUCAGCUCUGCGACAAUCAAUCCGGCCUGCGAGACUAUUGGGCCCUGACCACCCUGUGGGGAGCUCGACCGGAGGGCCUCUUUCCACUGCCCGAAGCUGGCGAGAAGAUGCUCGAGCGCCUGGGUGCACCACAUUUCCCACCGGGGUGGCAAUACGCGUACGCCAAUACCAACUUCCACAUUCUGGCGCGGGUGAUCGAGCGCUUUGCCAGCAGCUACUCCCGUGAGGAUAAGUCACUGGCAGAAUUGCUCAACGAGCACGUCUUCACCCCGGCGAAGAUGACAUCUGCGCGCUUACAUUCGGACAAUGCCUCUCUGCCCGGGCCAUGCGUGGGCUACGAAGGGGACGAGGCGCGCGGCUUCAUUGCCGCCGUCAACCGCAUCCAGUGGUCCGGUGACGCAGGGGUCGUGGCCUCGCUGACGGACAUGAUCGCUUACGAAAAGUUCCUCCAUCACAGUUGGGCAGACGAGACGAGCAUCUACCGCGACAUGGCAAGGCCGCCCAAAUUCGUGGACGGGGUCCCUGCAGCCUACAGCUACGGCCUCGAGCACGUCGUGGUGGCGGGCGUGCCCACGGUCGGUCAUAGUGGUGCGGUGCGCGGCUUCCGUCUGAAUCGAAGUCAUGUCCCCUCUCGGAAGCUCUCAGUGGUGGUCAUGUUCAACCACGAGGCGGACGCUGAGGACGCCGCGCAGCAUAUCCUGGCAAGGCUUCUGAACGGCGAGGAAGAACCGCAGCCGGCCCCCUGUAGCGUGGAAUUGGCCUCACAAGACUGGGCGGGAUACUACUGGGAUCAAGAGGCCUGUCUGGCCAUUGAGGUGAAAGCCCGUCUCGACACCGGUGGUGUAGUGAUCACCUACGCGGGCGAGCCCGACGUUCUGGUCCCUGUGCGACCAGAUCGAGCGGAGUCUCGUACUACCACAGCAACACUCGAUGGCGACCAUCUUCAUCUUGACUGGCCACAGGCUAAUCGACAUGUCACUGCCCGCCGGCUAGUGAGUUGUCCAACCCGACUGGCCGGCAAGGCCUUGGUUGGGAAGUACGUAUGCGACGCAUUGGAUUCUACAUUCCAUUGCGUCGAAAGCGGCGGGCUGCUGUAUGGGUAUUUUGAUGGCUUCUUGGGACAGGGUCCGGUGCAUUUCAUGCGCUAUCUGGGUGAGUGUCAGCAUGGAACGGUUUGGGCUCUGACUUGUCCGCGGGGAAUGGAUGCCCCUGCACCUGGCGACUGGACUCUUUGUUUCGAGCACACCGAGGAUAAGUCUAUUCCGAAAGUCAUCGUCAGUUGUUGGCUAGCCCGCAAAGCCGUGUUCUCGCGGUGCUCGUAGCGGAGGUGUCUGGUCAAUAAGGCUCAAGCAUGAUCGUCCUGUACAACGGAGACUGUGCCCCUAGAAGAUUGUCCCUACUAUGUAUGAUGAGUACGAUAAACGAUUCCGACCUGCUAGAAACCCUCGAUAUCUCCCCGUCCGAGCCUUGACGGGAGGUUCGAGCACAGCGCCAACUCAUAUAGUGCAUGUAGAAAUUGAAGCCGC